AUGAAUUUUGACGUAGGGAAAGCAGCUGAUUGGCGACCAUUCUUUAGUCAUUCAUUUCCACGUGAUACUUUGCCUUGGACUUCUGUUCAGCCAAAUGAUUUACAUUAUGAAGAUACACGUUCUGACGAUGCUGAAAUACUUAGCAAGGAAAUUUCUCAUAUUUUACGAAACAAAAUGAUUGAUUGGCGUGAAGCAAAUGCCACAUCUUGGCAUCAUGUUUGUCAAAAACAUCUUGAAGAAAUCAUUAAGCGUAAAGAAAUGGAGUUUAUAAGAGGAUCUACUAUCAAUGGAGCAGAUAUUGAACCUGAAUUAGCAGAUUUUCAAAAAACACAUAAUAUUACUGGAUUUGCACUUCAAAUGCCGUAUACAACUGUGCAAGCAAUAGUUGAUACAGUUUAUUCAACAAACAUUUUCAAACAUGCAACAAAUGAGAUUAAAUUUGCAUUAGCUGUUCAUGUUCAUCCAUAUCCAAAUAAUAUACUUGCUGUUUGGAUUUAUAUAGCACAUUUAACACCAAAAUGA
Molecule: messenger RNA, 522 nt
Organism: Rotaria sp. Silwood2
Lineage: Eukaryota; Metazoa; Rotifera; Eurotatoria; Philodinida; Philodinidae
Source: the annotation of a GenBank genome assembly